Haliotis rufescens (red abalone) is the source of this 4852-nucleotide messenger RNA. Its product is annotated as dihydropyrimidinase-like. Bases 890 to 2668 code for a protein of 592 amino acids. The transcript is spliced from 15 exons. Lineage: Eukaryota; Metazoa; Mollusca; Gastropoda; Lepetellida; Haliotidae. Gene Ontology annotation, cellular component: cytosol; cytoplasm. The record is from RefSeq and is a predicted model, not a curated record. Gene Ontology annotation, biological process: pyrimidine nucleobase catabolic process. Gene Ontology annotation, molecular function: dihydropyrimidinase activity.
CAGCCCUGACGAACAUCGCCUGGCACUUCCCAUGAUGCAAGCCAUCUGACCAGGUUGCCGGGUCCACCAGGUGAUCUGCCUCAGGCUGCCGCCUCCAUCGUCAUCUCCCAGCAUGCACCUCUCACUUCCUGUGCAGAUGCAAUGACAGCUUGACCAUAGCUGCUGUUGGAAAUUUGUUUGGUAUUUUUAACCCGUGUUUUUUCACCGGCAACUUGUCUGGAUCUCUUGUGUUGGUGCUGCCAUAUUCCUGUACCAUGACGGAUGUGCUGCCGUCUGCUUCCACUGUCAGUCGCCAUGUGUUCAUAUAUCAGGAUAUUUUGUGAGACAGAUGACUGGAUUUUUAAAAAAAUAUUUCAUGUCACAUUAUGUGAGGAAGGGUUGAGGUGAUUUACAUGAACUCGUCGCGACAGAAGGCUCUGAGACUGUUGAAAUCUAUAUGACAUCUGCUGAUGAAAAGUGAGAAUGGGUGAGGGUGACGCAUCAUGUUACCUCUGACUGCGCCAGCUACAAUAUUCAGUUACUUGGAGGAAUUCAUCAGUAUUGAACUGUACCACAUCUGCCACACUGAGCUAAAUCAUUCCUCAUCGAAUUGCACACUCCCUAUUCAUAGACUGAUUCCUUCCAUUUUGUAUUUCUGACUUGAACCGAAUGAAUGUAAAACCUGAUAUCUCUCUCACCUACACGUGGGAGCGAUAACCCUGUGUGUGUGUGAGACGUGUAGACCGGCACCUGAUCUCACCGGGACCAGUUGUAGGGACAUGUGGUAUUGAUGUUUUACCUGAACGUUUGGACCUUCACAGCUCAUGGUGGCAGUGAGGAGAUGUUUACAAACAACAAGCAAGGUGUUUAGUCCGUCCAUUUUGUGUGAGAGGUGACCAGUUCUGCUGCGAUGGGAGAGGUUUGCAAUGGGGAAAUGCAUCUGCAGACUGCAGGAGGAUUCUGCUUGUGCAGAGAGCAUGGAAGUGCACAGUCCCGCCUCUUCAUCAAGGGAGGGAAGAUCGUAAACGAUGACCAGUCUUACGACGGGGACAUCUACAUUGAGGAUGGAAUUAUCAAACAAAUCGGAAAUAACCUGGUUAUCCCAGGGGGAGCUCGGACAAUUGAUGCUCGGGGCAAGCUCGUUAUCCCAGGCGGCAUCGACACACACACGCACAUGCAGCUGCCCUUCAUGGGGACACAGGCGGCGGACGACUUCUACAGCGGGACCAAGGCAGCUCUGGCAGGAGGAACCACUAUGAUAAUUGAUUUUGUCCUGGAUCAGAAGGGUGUGUCUCUGUUGGAUGCUUACGACAAAUGGCGAUCCUGGGCUGACGAGAAAGUGUGCUGUGACUACGGGCUCCACGUUGCAGUGACGUGGUGGAGUGAGCAGGUGGCCAAUGAAAUGGAGGUGCUGUGCAAUGAGAGAGGUGUGAACUCCUUCAAGAUGUUCCUGGCCUAUAAGGAUGUGUUCAUGCUGUCGGACACAGAACUGUACCAGUCCUUCCUUAAAUGUAAACAGCUUGGUGCCCUCGCUAUGGUGCAUGCAGAGAACGGGAGCAUCAUUGAAGAGAAAUCUCGGGAGAUGCUGCAGAUGGGAAUCUCAGGCCCUGAGGGCCAUGUCUUGUGUCGACCAGAGGAGGUUGAGGCGGAGGCAACACAGCGAGCCAUCACGAUAGCCAACCAGGCUGACGCACCCCUCUACAUUGUACACGUCAUGAGCAAGAGCUCUGCCGAUGUCAUCUCUGCUGCAAGGAGAAAAGGUAAUAUAGUAUUUGGUGAGCCUAUUGCCGCCAGUUUAGGCACCGAUGGUACUCACUGUUUCAACAAAUGCUGGCGUCAUGCUGCUGGUCAUGUGAUGGGCCCCCCUCUCCGGGCAGACCCCACCACACCCGACUAUCUCAUGGAUCUGCUGGCCAACAACGACCUUCAAGUCACGGGCACAGAUAACUGCACGUUCAACGCUGAUCAGAAAGCUCUAGGCAAAGAUGACUUCCGUAAUAUUCCAAAUGGCGUCAAUGGCGUUGAAGAUAGAAUGUCUGUCAUCUGGGAGAAGGGCGUUCACAAUGGUAAGAUGGACCCAUGUAGAUUCGUGGCUGUUACAAGUACAAAUGCUGCAAAGAUUUUCAACAUGUACCCCAAGAAGGGAAGGAUAGCAAUUGGCUCGGAUGCAGAUAUCGUUAUCUGGGACCCUAACCAGACACGAACAAUCUCGGCCAAGACUCAUCACCAGGCCGUGGACUUCAACAUCUUCGAGGGAAUGGUCUGUCAUGGUGUCCCUCUGUACGUCAUGAUGAACGGGCAUGUUGUAUUGGACGAAGGACAGCUGAAGGUGACUCAAGGUCUUGGCCGCUUCAUCCCUACCAACUGUAAUUCCGAGUACGUCUUCGGACGAGUGAAGGAGAGGGAAAGGGCCCGCCGACCAGUGAAGGUGGAGCGUGACCCCUACACCGGCCCCGUCAUUGAGGUCAUGAUGAACGCUCUGUCGAUGAAACCCGUGCACAGCAAUCCCAUUAUCCCUGACGCCAACUCGGCCGAGUUCCACAACCGACCAUUAACCAGUGGAGGUGGACGAAACUUGCAAGACUCCAGCUUUAGCUUCAGUGGUGCCCAGAUAGAUGACAAGGCUCCGCGGCGCUCAACCACUCGCGUUGCAGCUCCCCCUGGUGGUGCUGCCACAAAGCUGUGGUAGUCAAUGUGCUACCCAAGGGCAGAUAACUCAGGCUGUCUCUCGCUUACAGUAAUGAAGUGUCCAAGUGGAGAGCUUGUCAAGUGUUGCGUUCUUAAUUGCUGCAGAUUAUGAGAGACUGUUUUGUUGGGUGGUCCACCUUGUGUACAACUUGCAGACAACUUGUUCAACUUGUUACACGUAGGAAACGUAAAUAUCAAAGUGCAGAAACAUACUGUAUCCAUGACAGUAAGUGAGUGUGGGUUAAUUGUUUUGUCACUGAGACUGAAACUUUCACAAAAUACGUUCUACAAAUCAUUUUAUUUUUAAUUCCUGUUUUAUUCUACAUUUUGAUAGAACGUUCAUGUUUGCAGUUGUACAGAAUGUGUGGAUGCCAGUUUUCAACGUGCAGACAUCUGUUUCAUCAUUCCGUGUUAAGUUGAAAACUCAACGAUUCGUUUCUAAACAUAUAAUGGAAUCAGGUCGUUACAAAAUUAACAGCAUGAAUUUCUAUUUCGCUUGAAAAAUACUUCUAGUCUUACUGGAAUAUAUUUUCCAAUAUCAACAUCACAUGCAGUGACAAAAUUUCAACUGAAUAUCGUGAGUGACAAGCCUUGAUUGUAUGAUGGAUGUGUAAACAUGUGACAAUCACAUGACAUGUCAUGUGACCCCUUGACUGCCCGCUGCUGUUGGAGCAAUGAUCUCAGAACACCAUUCCCAUGAUCAUGCAUUUGUGAAGCAAACCAAACCAAACAUUUACAAGGGUAAACCUCUUUCGUAAUAGAUACCGGAUUGUGUUUCUAUGUUGUAUACAUGUACAUGUCAAUCAUUAAUACUGAAAACCAUGAAUAGUCUAGUCUGAAAACUGAAUUACCCCAAACUUAAUCUGAAGAUGAAAACUGGUUGACAAAUGCAGAGUCAAGGGUCAAAGGUCAAAGGUCAACAUUCGACGGCAAGCUUUUAACCAGAACUCUAUUUCCCCACCAAAGGGAGGUAACUGAAGUAGUGGAUGUAUGAACCAGUGAGUGGCAACCACCUGGUGUCAACACUAUUCAGUGAGGAUAGCUUUGUCAGGGUUCGAAGUAUAAUGUUUUACAAGAUACAUAAUAAUUUUAUUUCUUUGUACAAGUAACCAAAUAUGAUUCAUGAUAUUGUAGACAUGUGUCCAUUUUGUUUUUUGUAUUGUAGACUGUGCAUGUUUUGUUGAGUUUUUGUCAAAUUCAUUUUUAAACACAUAAAUAUUUUACAGAAGUGAAAAUGUUUCUCCCUGCAAGGGGAGAUAAUUUGCCUACAUUCUUACUAAUGAAAUUAACACCUAUAACACAGGGAACAAUGAACUUUUAGUUUCAAUACUAAUUUUAUUUAAAAAACUAAGUAUCCAGAAAAAUAUAUCACCAGGAUUUGUCUCAACUGUUAAUUGACUGUCUCUUUAAAACCUCCUGGGAUUAAUUCAUAGAUGGCCCUGUUAAAGAUCAACUACCUAUGCAAGGGGAAAGUACCAGAUAUAAUCUCUUGUACAAGAAAGUAUUUAACUGUCAUUAAUCAGACAUAUUCAGCAGAGUACACCAUGUAUAUGUAGGGACUGUCAGUGUAUAGCAGGUUAUUGUAAAUUAUAUUCUUUUAUAAUAUGGGUUGGAAAUUGUACGCUUUGAGUCAGGCCAGGCCACUGGAAACUUGCUUCACACUUGUUCCUUUUAAAUUCCUUUUUUAAUUUUGACAUAUUAACCCUUUUUCAACUGUCAUUCCUUGAACCAAAGAACUGUUUUUGCAUCAGCUUUAUAAACAGACUAUCUACUGCAUAUUAUUCCCUAUUUAUUUCAGUGUGGAUGGUGCCUUUUUUUUUCUGGUAGAUUGGAAUUCAACCGAACAUGUUUACCUUAAUUGAUUUAAGUAAUUCUUUUUUUCAAAUAAAAAAACGUUUUGAAAUCAUCUUUAUAGAUUCUAUUCAAAAACUUAACAAGAGCUUAUUGUUUGAAUUUGGAAUUGAAAUAUUCAAGGAAUGUUUUAACGAGAGGGGUUUAGGUGCUCCCUGCACCAUCCAUCCUGCAACAACACUGUCUGUGAGUCUGUUUAUCCCAGUGCCUGAAUAAGGGGAAGAGAGGUACAAUGGCCUUGUUGAUAUUGUCAUAGUCGUAGCCUGUUGUAGGUGUCAGCAUUUACAUCUCUACUAUGUACUGCCAAUCAAGGCAAAUAAAUUAUUGCUUCUGA